This is a messenger RNA of Scomber japonicus (chub mackerel), 1305 nucleotides long. RefSeq names its product bestrophin 4 (gene best4). Gene Ontology annotation, molecular function: chloride channel activity. NCBI's taxonomy places the organism in Eukaryota, Metazoa, Chordata, Actinopteri, Scombriformes, Scombridae. The transcript has 9 exons. The record is from RefSeq and is a predicted model, not a curated record. The annotation marks the transcript as partial.
AUGACCGUUUCCUACACACUUGAGGUGGCCAAUGCGAAGUUUGGUGGCUUCUCCAAACUUUUGUUCAGGUGGAAGGGAAGCAUCUACCGGCUGCUGUACAAAGAGUUCCUGGUGUUCUGUGGGCUGUAUCUGUUUUUCAGUGUGAUUUACAGGUUCAUGCUCACAACAAAGCAGCAGGAUCUGUUUGAGCGCAUUGCCCUUUACUGUGAUCAUUUCACCAACAGCAGCUUCAUCCCAGUUCUGUUUGUGCUGGGUUUCUAUGUGACCCUGGCCUUUAAUCGAUGGUGGGGUCAGUACACCAGCUUCCCACUACCUGACAAUCUGAUGAUGGUGGUGUCUGGGAACGUUCAUGGGGCAGACGAGAGGGGUCGACUGCUACGACGCACUCUCAUGAGAUACGCAAACUUAUCUUCAGUGCUUAUUCUUCGCUCUAUAAGCACAAGAGUUCACAAGCGAUUUCCAACUAUGGAGCACAUUGUGGAGGCUGGAUUCAUGACUUCAAAUGAGCUGAAAAACUUUGAGUCGCUGUACUCUGACUUCAACAAGUACUGGAUGCCUUUGACUUGGUUUGCAAAUCUGGCGUCCAUAGCGAGAGAGGAGGGUCGAGUGAGAGAUGACAUAGCUUUGAGACUCCUCAUGGAUGAGCUUAACAACUACAGAGGAAAGUGCAGCCUCCUCUUCCACUAUGACUGGAUAAGCAUCCCACUGGUCUACACUCAGGUUGUUACUUUAGCAGUUUAUUCGUUUUUUGCCUUCUGUGUGAUUGGUCGACAAUUCCUGAACCCUGAGAAAGGAUACAAGGGUCACAAUCUGGACAUGUACGUCCCAGUUUUCACUCUGCUGCAGUUCUUCUUCUACACUGGCUGGCUCAAGGUGGGGGAGCUGAUUAUCAAUCCUUUUGGUGAGGAUGAUGAUGAUUUUGAGACCAACCAGCUGAUUGAUCGAAACAUUCAGGUUUCAAUGCUGGCAGUGGAUGAUAUGUACCAGAACCUAGCUCCAAUUGUGAAGGACAAGCACUGGUCACAGAGACAUUUCUCCAUUCCUUAUACUGUGUCGACAGCAGCGGAUGCUCUCAGACCAGCUUUCAAAGGGUCCACCUUCGACAUGAGGAUGAGCAUUGAGGAUCUUGAGAUUCACCAGCCUGCAGACACUUCUUCAAGGACACAGUAUUUCCCUCUUAGGGCCUCUCUAGGCGAUGGGCUCGACAGCCUUCUGCAAAGGGGUAAAGCUGUUCUGCGUGGUGGGAGUCUCCCUUCUCUGCUAGACAACUCAUGGCACCCAAAUGAGGAUGAAGAUGAAGAUGAU